Molecule: messenger RNA, 5420 nt
Organism: Oryzias melastigma (Indian medaka)
Lineage: Eukaryota; Metazoa; Chordata; Actinopteri; Beloniformes; Adrianichthyidae
Gene: klhl17
Product: kelch-like family member 17
Exons: 12
Coding region: 425-2218 (597 amino acids)
Molecular function (GO): protein binding
Source: RefSeq, a predicted model, not a curated record
UAAUCCGUAUUUUUGCCAUCAAUUUUAAGGUUUUUCCAGUUAAAACAGAUUUACUCAUUUUUCCAUACUAUAAAUAGAUUUUAAUGUUGAAAUAUCAAUAAUUUGGGGUAUUGUUAGUUCUUGCAUUUUGAGAAAGUAUCUGCACCACCUUAAAUAGAAUCGAAGCCGCCGCUCAUGCAGGGAUAUAUUUUUUUUUCUGCAUUGACGUCACUGCACACAACAUAGAACAGAGGCUUUUCUUCAUGUUUCUCGUGCUGAAGUCAGGAUGUAGACAGAUGGCCAGACGAUGGUUGUGGGUUUAAAUCCAACUGACCGCUGAUUUGUUGUGAAUUUACCCGUGAGAACACGCUGUCCGAGGAUAACCGCAACUCAACCACCGUUGUGCAGAGGGCGGCCCGGGCAGGAGCCCACAACACCGAGCAUCAUGAUGGAGGGGGGCAUGCAGCUUCUCAACCGCGACGGCCACAGCAUUUCACACAACUCAAAGCGCCACUAUCAUGACUCAUUCGUGUCCAUGAACAGGAUGCGACAGCGUGGACUGCUGUGUGACAUCGUGCUUCAUGUCUCCAACAAAGAAAUCAAGGCACACAAAGUGGUGCUCGCAUCCUGCAGCCCCUACUUCCACGCUAUGUUUACCAAUGAGAUGUCUGAGAGCCGGCAGACCCAUGUGACCCUCCAUGACAUCGACCCUCAAGCUUUGGAGCAGUUGGUCCAAUAUGCCUACACAGCAGAAAUCGUAGUCGGAGAAGGCAACGUUCAGACGCUGCUCCCAGCUGCAAGCCUGCUGCAGCUCAACGGGGUGCGCGAUGCCUGCUGUAAGUUCCUUCUCAGCCAGCUGGACCCCUCCAACUGCCUGGGUAUUCGGGGCUUUGCUGAUACACACUCCUGCAGUGACCUGCUUAAGUCUGCGCACAAGUAUGUGCUGCAGCACUUUGUGGAAGUGUCCAAGACGGAAGAGUUUAUGCUCCUGCCACUCAAGCAGGUCCUGGAUUUGAUCUCCAGUGACAAUCUCAACGUCCCAUCUGAAGAGGAGGUUUACCGGGCCGUGUUGAACUGGGUGAAGCAUGACAUUGACGGCCGACGGCAACAUGUACCCUGGCUGAUGAAGUGCGUGCGCCUGCCCCUCUUGAGACGAGACUUUCUGAUGAGCAACGUGGACACGGAGCUGCUGGUGCGUCACCACUCGGAGUGCAAGGACCUGCUGAUUGAGGCUCUCAAGUAUCACCUGAUGCCUGAACAGAGGGGGGUCCUGAGCAACAGCCGGACGCGUCCUCGGCGCUGUGAGGGAGCCAGCCCUGUGCUCUUUGCUGUUGGUCAGUGUGCCCCUGAAGGUGGGGGUAGCCUAUUUGCCAUCCAUGGGGACUGUGAGGCGUACGACACCAGGACGGACCGCUGGCACAUGGUGGCGUCCAUGUCCACGCGGCGGGCACGGGUGGGUGUGGCAGCCAUAGGGAACAGACUAUAUGCUGUUGGAGGGUAUGAUGGAACCUCCGACCUCGCCACUGUUGAGUCCUAUGAUCCCAUCACCAAUUCAUGGCAGCCUGAGGUUUCCAUGGGAACAAGACGGAGCUGUUUGGGUGUAGCUGUUCUGCAUGGCUUACUCUAUGCUGCUGGAGGUUACGACGGUGCUUCCUGUCUCAACAGCGCAGAGCGUUAUGACCCCCUGACCAGUACAUGGACAUCUGUGGCUGCAAUGAGUACUCGGAGGAGAUAUGUGCGAGUGGCCACUCUGGAUGGUAGUCUUUAUGCUGUGGGAGGUUAUGACAGCUCCUCACAUCUGGCAACAGUGGAGAAAUACGACCCGCAGAGCAACACUUGGACGACCAUUGCCAACAUGCUGAGUCGCCGCAGCAGCGCUGGCGUGGCCGUACUGGACGGCAUGCUGUACGUGGCGGGAGGCAACGACGGCACCAGCUGCCUAAACUCAGUGGAGCGGUUUAACCCCAAGACCAAUACCUGGGAGGGAGUCGCUGCCAUGAACAUACGCAGGAGCACUCACGACCUGGUGGCCAUGGACGGCUGGUUGUACGCCGUUGGGGGAAAUGACGGCAGCUCCAGCCUCAACUCCAUAGAAAAAUACAACCCACGGAGCAACAAGUGGGUGGCGGCUUCCUGCAUGUUCACGCGGCGCAGCAGCGUGGGUGUGGCGGUGCUGGAGCUUCUGAACUUCCCUCCGCCCUCCUCGCCCACCCUCUCUGUGUCUUCCACCAGCCUUUGACACGGGGUCAGCUUCUGGCUGACCCCAGCCUCUGAUGCUGCAGCCCAGACCGGCUCUGGGAAGAGACGCAACUGCUCAGUCUGACAGGUGGUGCUUGAGAGUGGACAGGUACAUGAAUGAUCUGCAUGAAUGAGGCUCUAGGCGAGGUACAGUACAGUCCAGAAUUAAUAGCCAGUCACAAUUAACUUAAAUAUAUAUAUAUAAAUAUAUAUAUGAACUUUAAUCAAAAGACUUUUAAAAAGUACUUUUUUUAUUUUCAAAUUCCAGCAGUAAAUACUUUCCUCCUUCUUUAUAAAAAGUCUAAAAUGAAAUAAUUAUACACCAUCCUUAAAGUGAAGCCUUUUCCUGUAUAUGGCUACUUCUCCAUGCUGCUGUAUAUUCUGGACUGUUCUGUACCUUUGUUCAGGUCUGAAGGAACGAGUAAUCCCUGUUAGUCCAGAGAUAUCAGCUUUUACUUUCUCAAAUUGUUAUUUUAUCACUCAUUUUCACACAGAAAAGGGGAUCCUAAAUCGUUCUUUUAUGUUUUUCUCUUCAAGAUCAUUCUUUAUCAGAUGUUUUUCCAGAAGAGGGUGAAAGAGACAUUGAAUGGCUUUACUUUUUUGGAAUGUGGCUUUUUAAGUGUUUGUGCAAUGCAUGUUUACUCCUAAGACGAGAAAUGUUGUAGUACUGCAAUGUCACACUAGGUGGCAGUAACUGGCAAUGUUAAAAAACUUUUCUGGCUGCAGACAAUGGACUCCAACCAGUGAGGCCCAGAGACUGUAAAUUCGUUUUUUUUUUUUACAUAAAACACAAUUAUUUUGGAUUAUAUGUAUUUAUAAGAUGUAAUAUAUGCUGUUUUAAAGAAACGUUGAGAAGGAGACUAUUUAAUAGUGUUUUUUUUUUAAUAUAUUGCGUGGCAUGCACAUCGUCACUGGAGCGAUAGAUACAGCGUUGGCUUAAGAGAGACGACGGCUGACUGUGAGUGCAUCUUCACACAUGAACACUGGUGCAUUUCUUUUUUUUUUUUUUAGAGCAUUGCAGUGUCUGUGGGAUGAGGUUGCAUCCGGUCUGUAGAGGUUAGGCGGACUGACAGCUGCAUUGUGACGUGCAGCAUCUUUUUCUUUCCUUACUGUUUUGUUCACUGCCAGGAGCAUGACCUCACAUGAACACAUGUACCUUCAAUCUGCUGCAUACGACACCGGGAAGCCUGUUGAUCAUUCAGUGACAUGACUCGGUUAUUUUCGGUUCCAUUCAAAAUCAGAAAAAAAUGAUUAAAUUGAUGUAAUAUUGCAGUUUUACAGCAGAGGCUGUUUAACUUUGGUUUACAAAUAUUUAAUAGUGGUUUUAUUGACUUUUUGCUGCGUUCAUUUUUCCAUUUGUCUCACUUUGCUGUUGAAAUAUAUUCAGUUCUAUUUAAAAACUAAAGGAUUGCAUUUACUUUUACAGUCAGUGGAGCAGAUAUAUGGUGGACCAGGAGUUCUUUUAAAAUAGUAUGUCAGCCUUUUUGAUCACCAGCUAAAUAAUGAAUAAUGCAAUAUUAAUCCAGCUAUUGAUUUACUUAUAGAUUUAAUGCAAAUCGUCAUGUAAUUCCUUCUUUUUAAUCUGCAUUUUAAAAUUAAGUAAAUGUUGUGCUUUAAAAACAUAUUUGGAAAUGCAAUAUAUAAAAAAAAAAAAAACAGUAACUGCAUGAGGCAUCUCCUAAAUUUGUCGAAACUUUCUCCGUUCAUAAAUUUAAAAAAAGUAUUUAACAUAUUUAAACUAAUUAAAGUAACUAAAUUAACUAAAACUAAUUUAAACUCACUUUUUUUCUGAAUUGUUGACAUUUUCGAUUUAGCUUGACAGUUACCUCUGUCAGGUAUAUCAUACAAUUAGUUCUAAUUUUAGAAACAUUAUUUCCAAAUGCAUUUUCAAUCCCAGUAUUUAAUAAUUAACGAAUGAGUAAUAAUGCAAAUGUUGUUUAUAAAGUGGGAAAUAAAAAAUACGUAAUUAAAUGUAUUAAACUCAUUGGAAUUCGUGCUUAGCAAUCCUUUUAUUUAUUUCACAAAUACUGAUCAUCUAAAGGCUGUAUUACUACCCUCCUGUUCUUUCAUAUGCAUAAUAUAAAAUUGAAAACCUGCAUUAAAAAAAAAAAAAAACCUGUUGGUGGGUGUUAUGUGGAUGCAGUUCUUGUGCAGUGAGACCAUUUCAAACUUCUGAGAAGUUGCCUUUUCUCCUUAUUUUGAAGGAUUCAGUUGAUAUGAUUAUUAUUAUUCUUUUUUGUUCUGAAGCAAAUGAAAGUUUUGUGUGCAAAGGAGGAAUGUGGCGGAGCUGUGAUGGCCUUACAGACACGCCAGUGGGCGGGGUGCCAAGUUAAACCACAAGGUGUGCAAAACUAUUAAAUCUGGCAUCCAUUCUGUGGGUUGAAGUGUGUAUAUUUACAGCUCAAUUAUCCUCAUCGUGCAAUUUCAACACAACUGUAGCUUUUUUUUCUUUUCUGUUUGUGGUAAAUGUGGUGAUACCUGUUUAUUUAUAAUGUUUGUUAUUUAUGACCUUAAAAUGUUGUAUUUUGCACUAUCGUGAAAUGGAGCAAUACCGUACACUAAGAAAUGAAAUAAAACGGUUUUCAGAUCUGACAACUGUUUGAUUAUUCUGAAAAAGUUUGAUUAUUGAAAUGUGAAUUUUUUUAGUAAUUUUAAAGGGAAGUUGGAGGCUGACUCCACCCACAGCCGAAAUUGGAAAAUCCAGUCAGAUGGGAGGGGCUGGGGAACAGGACUGUUAUCAUUACUGGAGCUUCAGAUCAUGACUUAAAUGGUUUGACUAAUACCAAAAUUCAACUGUAAUACCGCGUUCCAGCCUGUAGCAUACAGACAGUUUUGACUACAUUAAUAAAACACGUUUAUUCUAAUUUAUCCAAAAUUUAGCAAUGACCAUCAAAAAUCACCUUUAAAGCCCCAUUUAUAGAGGUAAACAGCCAAAAAAAUAUGAAUUAGUUUAUAUGAUGCCCAUUCAAAAAGGCCAAAGAUACUAUUUACACAGAAGCAAAUAUAUAUACAUAAACAAACACAUACAUAUACACAGAUACCUACAUACUCAGUAAUACAUUGUUAAAUUGGAUUGCUAUUGAUCAAUUAUUUGACAUUUUAGUUGUAACCCAAUUAUAGAAUAGAGUUUAUUGUAACUGGCAGGUGCAGUAAAAUUGUUGACAAUCCAAAUUCAGCAGAGAAAUAGUAAACAAACAAACAAA